AUGACAGAUAUUAUGGGAACACAAGUCGCUUCGAGGACAAGACCGGUCUAUCAAGAUGGGCAACUGCUUCGAUACUUCCUAGGUCUUCCGGACAUUCGGCCUUUAGUACUAUCCAAAGAAUGCCGAGAAUUUCCGAAUAUAUUAGUGAAAGAUGUUGUAUUCCUUUCACUCGACACCGAAAAUAUCACAGCAGGUCAAAUACCUCUUGUCGAUCAAUUUCAGGUCGGAAUUUCAGUUUUAGAUUCCAGGGAUCUACAAAGUCUUAUACAUUCUCGGCCUCUGGUGUCUAUGCGCGAAGACAAUCUUCUUCGAACUCAAAACUUUUGUGUCGGCCCCACCGGAUACUGCUCAAAAGCCGCGAGAAGAUUUUUAUUUGGUCAAUCAGAAAGCAUUCAUGCACAUCAAAUAAAGGAAAAGAUCGAGAGCUUGGUCGCUGACCGAGAUGUGGUUCUUGUGGUUUAUGAUGGCUACAACGAUUUGUGGCUUUUAGACGAGCUCAAAGUCAAAUUGGAACCGGUUGCUGUACUGGACCCGCAAAAGGCUGCUCAUGAUGUGCUCCAAUCGCAGUAUCAAAGAAGCCUAAACGACCUCUUGAUAGAAUUGGAUUGCCAUUUUAAUUUCUUGCACGUGGCAGGAAACGACGCGAAUUUUACCCUUCGGGCUCUCUUGAUGAUCGCGGUAAAAGGUUCUCACGGAAUAAGUCUCAAUGAUUCACAAAAGGACCACGUCGCGGAGGAGAGAAGAAAAUAUAUCGCCGAACGCGAGGAGAUCAAUCGUCGGAAAAAGGAGGCGAAAAAGACCAAGAAAGCAGCACGGAAGGCGAAAUUGGCAGCAGAAGGUCAUUGGUCCUCAACCAAGACCGGACGCCGAGAGUUUUGGGCGAAACCAGAGAAUGCACGCAAAAUCCCUACGGUAGCAAGGGACCGGACAAAAACUGGAUAA
Molecule: messenger RNA, 942 nt
Organism: Mollisia scopiformis
Lineage: Eukaryota; Fungi; Ascomycota; Leotiomycetes; Helotiales; Mollisiaceae
Exons: 2
Coding region: 1-942 (313 amino acids)
Cellular component (GO): nucleus
Source: RefSeq, a predicted model, not a curated record